UUCUCUCGCCCUUUCAGCCACAGGCCGCCUUAAAGGAUGUGUCGCCAGACUUCCUGUAGGUUUGUGGUGGUUGCUUCUCCGCAGCAGCUUUGCUCUUGCGAGGAAGGGCCGUGCCAAGCGAUCCGCUUUCCUCUUGUGGGUCUGGGGAAUGCCGGCUGGGUCUGCUGAAGGAAUAGUUUCAGCGUUGGGGAGGAAGAGCAGAUAAUCCAUAGGCAGGCGGAGGCAUUGGGGCCUUCGUCCUUCUUCCCUGCCUUCAUGAGGACUAGAAACCCGGAGGAACAAACGUUCCCCGGAGAACAACGCAGGAUCUCGAGGUGGCUGUGUCAGCUGUCUCUAGACACAGUGUGGCAUUGCUGAUUGUCAGAAAGGAACGGUAGCGUGCCGUUCAGUACACCAAGCUGAAAUCAAGCACUGUACCUAAAAAAGAGAGGCUUUCCAACUGCGUGCUAAAACUUUCAAAUUUCUGGCUAAAAUGGACUUUUCCUUCAGGGAAUGGUGUUCCUGGAUUGGUCAAAGAACGCUGUUCGGUGGCGUCAAGGGAGGAAAAGCUGUUUGUGGACUUAGCGAACGACAGCCCAAAGCCGGGCGGGGGGAAUCAGUAUGCAUUUCUGUAGCAAGAGAGUCGAACGGUUUCUAAACCCUCUACAGCAAGAGUCUUUAUCGUUUUAAUUGAAGUUCCCAGAUGUCCUGGGAAAACGCUCUGCUUUAAUCAAAGUUCGUUCAGCGUCAUGCUUUUCUUGAGCAUGAAGAAGAGGAAGGCUCUCUGUGUCCUUUGCACUCAUUCCUGCAGUGACUCAAGAAAUGCGAUGAGUAAAAAGUUGGGCAGAAUAACCAGCUUGGCAGGUUCUGGAAGUCUGGCCAAACGCUGGAAGAGAAAGGACCCCCCCCAAUUCUCCUAACCGUUGACUGACGUUUCCAAGAUAUCAAGGGCUGCGGCUUCUCUUGAAUUUUUUUUUUGCUUUUUUCCCCCCUCAGCUAUUUCAUCACCCCAUCAGUGCUAUGAGAACCAUUUUAUAGGGAGGCCCCACAUGCUGGGGCAGACCCUGACUGACUGACCCCCUGCGCUUUUGCUCCUAGUCCUGAGGACUAGGAACUUGGCAAGGCAAGGCGAUUUUGUGAGCCAAACCAUUGCUUUAAGCUGCCUGUUGUGCUGGAACUUUCCAGUGGCUUGCGUCAAAUCUGGUCCUCGUGUCAUUAAAUAAGGAAGAAGAGCAGCGCGGCCGAGAGGGCUCGGCUGUGCCUUUGACAACUUUGGGCAAAAAUAGAAAGAUUUGAGAACAGGUUGGCUUUUGUCUUCUCAAGAUUCAGAAGCGAAGCUUCCGGGCCCUUCCUGGGUUCUGAAGCUAGUGACUCCAUUUAUAUUCUAAAUCACAUUUAUAUUCAAUCAGUUAUAUUCUUUUCUCUAAUUGAUCCCCCCCCCCCAUUUUGUGAUGUGUGAUGAUGGGGCUUUAAAAGGAACCUUUCUGUGAAUUCUAAAGCGGGGGCUUUGAUGUUCCCAUCGUAGAACGAAGCCUUCCUUGAUUGUGUGGUCAAAAAGCUCAGCGCUUUUUAGAGGAACAAGCUGAGCAAAGAUCUGAGUCUCGUUAUGGGGAGGAAGAGGCGAAGGGCACAUCCAGCUCAUUCAUGGGGAUGUAAGCCUUGCUGCGAUAAGAGAGAUGCCGAGCAUGUGCAAAAGGGAAUUGAAGAAGGAAUGGAAGGCUGGGAAGGAGGGAGCAGGAGCUUCAGUGUGUAAGAAAGGCUUGAGAAUGGCUCCAAUCUGGGUUAGGCGGUCUCUUCCUUCACAGGGCCUGGGGGUGUGCAUUUCACCCGCACACUAGCAUAGAGUGAACAACAGAGUGUCCUGCACAGACAGUUAUUUUUUCUUCCCCUCUCACAUACCAACAGAGCUGGCCUUGUGCCGGUGCUUAGCAGUGAUCUCCAAACCAUAGUUGCAAAGUGGGCUUGCAAGCCGUGAUUGUCUGAACCAGCCCAGAUAGGGGUAGAGGGGUAGGUCUCUGCUUCGGCUUUAGCUCAACGCAGGUUCACAAAGCUAUUCCGCCCCCCCUGGAAUGAAUUCUGCCAGUUUUUAAUUGACGACUCUUCAAAAGCCAUUCUUUGCAUUACAAUCCUGGUUAAUGGCCUCCUUUGAUCACCUUGCCUCUUUAAUCAGCUUAACUAUUAAAGUAUUAGAAAUCUUUACCCCUGCUUUCACGCAGCUUGGCCGGGAAGCAGAGCCCAAUAAUGUCGGCACAACUGGUGGGUUUCAUUCUUUUGGGGAGAAGCGUGGAGGCAGCAUUUGCACCAGAAGCUGUGAUUCUUUGUCAAAACUCAGUCGGAAUAAUUUUCCCAUUUUCGUCGCCAAUUACGUUGGUGCCAUGUACUAUUAAAAAAAGAAAAAGAUGGAUGGAAAUGGUCUGAUUUACAAAGGUAUAUGUUAAAAUGACUGUUAGGGGGCAAAACUGCAUUCUGUUUUCUUUCGUUUCUCUGUAUACCUUCUGAAGCUGGCAAGCAACAAGGAGGCCAAGCGAGAUACCAGCCUCAACCUGGUUUAGAUCUCGUGCUCAGCCUGUACGAUGUCCUUCAAGGGGCUGAGAAGUUGGCAGGCUUGACCAAGAUAGCAGGGCCCCAGCAGAGUAGCCUGAUAAGAUGGCCUUUUGGGCACAAAAUAGGCUGGAAAGUAAUGGGCUUGUUUUUGAGCACUGUGUGGUGUGCUUUCCCCCAGUGUGUUGUCGAAGCAGGUGUCUUCUCAGUGCAACUCCUGUCCAUAUCAUGUCUCCGUGCUAACUGGCGAUCCUUGAUUGAGAGGCAGCUUGGAUUAUUUGGGAACGCUUUUCGAAAACAGCCAGUUCUUCCAGAUGCUACGGAAGCUUGACAUCACACUCCAGGAGGCCUUAAAGGGAAGUUAACCAGGAAGAGGUGGCGCGCAGCCUUACACACUUUCUCGUACUGCAUCUCUUCUAAGCAAGAGGGGUUCUGACUCAAGGUUUUAAUCCAGCCUGGCACUCAGCAGGGAACCGGGGGCCAAACUCGAAGAGAGCGAUUCUGGCCGGCGAGCCCAACUCCUUGAAGGAGAGAAAAACGUUGGCUUGGCCAGAAUAAAAACAUCAGCAGCUUAAUCUUGAAGGGAGACAGAUCAAUUCUGCGGUAAACGCAGAUAAAUCCAGCGUCCUGCUCCCACCAGAGCAGCCACCGAACCGAUGCUCUGAGCCUCUUGUAAUUUGUAGCAGCAGAGAAAGAUCUCUCCAGAAACACUAUCGUCUGGUUGAUAAGAACGUGAUUGGAGUCUCGAGGGGGGGGCAGACCAGUCUCAGUAGCCCCAGGAUCGGGGGCGCAUCGGUUGUUUCCUUCCAUGACCGGUCUCCAUUUUUCUUCUUUUCCGGAGAAGACGGAUGGAUGCUUUUCGGCCCAGCGUUCGCAGGGAAUGAGCAUGAGUAGGACGGCCGGACGGCCCGCCGUUCCCCUGAGACAGCCGUCCCGUUUUCCAGCCGAGCCUGGCUCGUUUAAAAGAAAAGGAACCCAGAUGCGAAGUAACCCGCCUUGUCCCCAAACAGGACCGUGGCAGUCGGCUGGUUAAAAUUCCAGCUUUGGUGCACGAUGCAUCGGGCAGGAAGCCGGGGCAAGGAGGCUCGGGCGCCUGCUGAGGAAGAGAGGCCGGCUCUCGCCCUCUUUGGCAAGAAGGGCCGGAGGAACUCUCUGCUACUUGAUCUUCCCACCCAUGGCCCCAGCUGGUUCUUCCAUGGCUCCUUGAAGACCAGGGAAGCGUGGCGAGGGAAUAGUUGCCGUCGGUAGCAGAUGCACAAACUUUGCUCUCUCUCGGGCAUGGUGGUGCCAUGCGUCUUCCUCCUAACUGUGCUCGGAGUAGAAGUCACCAGCAAAUCCACCGACAGCUCGGAAUCUGAAGCAGAAUGCUGCAUCGAUACAAUGGAAGCCAAUAGUACCUGUCUUGCCAACAGCCAGUGCACUCCAGGCUGCUACAGGCGGUGGAACGCAGAUGGCAGCAGCAGCUGCGUGAAAUGUGAGAAUGAAACCCUCCCCGCAGCUCCGGUGUACAACCUGACGGACUGCCAAAAUGGUGCUGCCCGGGAAGUGAAUCCUUUGACCAACAUAACUGCCACAACUCCAGUUACCCUCAAUGUUGGAGGUCCAGAAGUAGCUGCUUCCCUCAUUUUUGGGACCUUCUUGAUCAGCCUCUUCCUUAUCCUGUGUGUUGCGUCGUUCUUCUACCUCAAACGUGCCAAUAAACUCCCCAAUCUCUUCUAUCGAAGAAGCAAAGGGUCCAUUGUACAGUCUGCUGAAUCAGCAUCCAUGUUAUCCCCACCUUCUUCAAUCCGGAAACCCCGCUACGUCCGAAGGGAGCGUUCGCUCGUGACCUCCGGCACCAGCACGAUCCUGUCCGCCGAGACUCGGGUCAGCAACGUGUAGCAGCCAAGGCUUGUCCCAGCCCGCGAAAUGGGGACACCGGAGUUUGAUUAGCCUUAGGAGAGAGACGGUCGGAGCGACUCUCUCGGAUGGGACGCCAAGUUCGUCUUCCUGCUUGCCAAGCCGUUGCGACAGGUCCCUUUGCAAGUUCAACCUGGGAUUUCUUCAGCCGCGACGGAGGGAACCGCUUUGAGGAAGCGGCCAUGCUUCGAGAUUAACUCAAGUGCCAUAUUUUGGGGGCGGGCGGGCAGCAUUUUGGGAAAUGAAAUCACACUGCUUCCCAGAGGUGGUUUUCUCAGAUACAGGCUAGGCUCCUAGAAAGCACAUUGCCUCCCUUCCUGUUCUGUAUUUUUCAUAGUUUGACCGAGGCCUUAAGCUCAGGGCAGCACUGCCAUUUUUGAGCAUUCAUUGGUUUGCUUCUCUCCUUUUAUCUUUGCAUCUGGAAGGGACCGAGCCAAGGUCCUCCUCCUCUGGAAAAGCCCUAGCCUGCUCCCCAGGUUCUUCGGGGUGCUGGCCAGUCCCCAUCUCGGACAGGCCAGGCCCGUCUUCCCCCAUAGCCAGCCUUGGAAGCCUAGAGUAAGUUCUGCAAGGAGUCAGCAGCUCGCCUCAUGGCCUCGGCUCGCCAGCAGUGAGGAAGGUGGGGAAUUGGAACUACUCUCUUGGCCUUCGGUUUGCUGCUCCGUAAAAGUAAAUCUAGAGCCUUCAGGCGGGGCCCAAACCCAGUAGGUGGUUUAGCUUCCGGAUCGAUGCGUGUCUCCGUUUUCCCCAUAAGUGAACUUGCUUCCCCCCCACCUGCACCCUAUGCAGAUUUCCUAACCCCAGUUCCUUCAGUGACUUUAUGCAAAUCGAAGAGCGCAAGUUCUGAACUCCCCAAAGGCGAUGCAGAGAAGAUCAACAACUGUAAAUUGCCCCAAAUUGCUCCUCCUGCCUCUGUAAAGGGUUUCUUCAACUGUUUUUAAUUUGGGGGUGGAUUUGAUUCAGGGCAGGUUAUCUAGGAAGUGGAGCACAGCACCCAUUCCUAAACAGUCGGCGCCCUUGCCAGCUGUUUGAGCUGGCCACAAGACGGGUGUGGUAGAAGUCACAUGCCUUCCUUCUGUCUUUUUGCUAAAUAAGGAUGUUGUGUUCUCCUUGCCUCACUUUCCGUUAAGGCCUGGGCACUUGUGGCCUUCCAGAAGUUGUCAGAAUACAAAUCCCAUCCUUAGCAUUGGCCACGCUAGCUGGGUUCAUGAGAUAAAAUCCAAAAGCCUAUGGCCAACCACAGGUUCCCUAGUCUUGCUAUACAUGCAUCUUUCAUCUCCCUUUUUUUUAAAUGUGAGUAGUAUUUGUUGUUACUGAAAUUGCAUGGUUAUUAUUUUGGAUUCUUUCCUCCCCUUGAGCUUUUUAUAAUCCCUGUUGGGGGAAAGUGACUUGGGAAGAGCCUAUGGAAGUCCUGAGAUUCUUUUUCCUCUUUUUUACUCCCUCUGAUUGACCAAGAUACUAUGCAAUGAAACCAUGCUAUCUCCUUACACACGAAGCCGGUCCUUUCCUUCCUGGUGCAUUUGUGGCUUGUUUUAGCUAGGGUUAUUUUUUCCUCUCCGGGCAGACUUUUAGCUCUUGUUUCAUUGUCUGGUACCGUGUUUCAACCCCAAGGACAUGCCUUGAAUCUCCGACCCAUAGCAAGUUUGGAAUUGUUUCUUAUUCCACGAUUGUACUUUUCUUUCGGUCGUGCACAGACGGAACUGCACCAUCUGCAGCGGGGAAAAAGGAUUUGUUCUUUCAGCAGAAAGGGUGAACAAUUUUGAAGUGAGCCAUUUAAACCAAAACACUGGAAUAGUUGCAGUUUCUUUUCUUUUUCUUUUUUUUAAUUCCUUCACACCAUUGUGUCAAAUGCAAAACGCGUGGGUUUGUAUAUACAUCUUUAUUUUUUCACUCCCUCCUCUUUCACCUCCCCCCUUCCCUCUGCCUUGAAUAAAAGCACACCGAAUCUGACAUAUUUUUAAUGUUAAAAGAAGACU
Python bivittatus (Burmese python) is the source of this 6392-nucleotide messenger RNA. RefSeq names its product chromosome unknown C1orf159 homolog (gene CUNH1orf159). NCBI's taxonomy places the organism in Eukaryota, Metazoa, Chordata, Lepidosauria, Squamata, Pythonidae. The record is from RefSeq and is a predicted model, not a curated record.